Lachancea mirantina is the source of this 2331-nucleotide messenger RNA. The record is from the annotation of a GenBank genome assembly. Lineage: Eukaryota; Fungi; Ascomycota; Saccharomycetes; Saccharomycetales; Saccharomycetaceae.
AUGGCUACCAAAAGCUCGAGUAACUCCAGCAAGAAGAAGGCUAAUGCCGAUGGUUCUAGUAGUGGUGUCAAGAAGACGCCACUUUUCAAAAUUCCUGCAACUUUCGUUGUCCGUCCCAUUACCGAAGAAAGCGAUGCUCGUCUAGCGUCUGUUAUCAAAUUGAAUCCCGAAACUGUGAAAUCGCUCGAAAUUGGUGGUUCUGGAAUGUGUCUGAUCUCCAAGGAGGGUGCAAAUGGUGUUGUGGCUAGUGUAGAGGCUGGUGACGAAUCUAUGCCCACAAACGUUGUUCUCAUGUCGAAAUCGCUUCGAAUGGUGGGGAAUGUACUACUUGGUGAACGAGUCGAGAUUAGGAAAGUGGAGUCUCAGCCCGAGUAUGCUUCCAAUGUCGUGGUAGGAUCUCUUCAGAGAAUCGAUCUUUCCGAGUCAGCGUGUAAAAAAAUCGAAAAGCUUUUAACAGACAGUGGUAUUGUGAUGCCUGGGAUGGUGUUUUCGGAUCAAAAAAUUGACGAAGAAACCGUCGAUGUGUUAAUUGUCGAUAUAAAUGCCUCAGGGGACGGGAGUAUGCCUGAGAUUUCAAAACUCAGCUUAUCAGAUAAGUCUGUAAAUUUCAGCUCAAACUAUCUCUCGCCGCCAGGCCUUUUCCGCAAAGGUCUCACAAAAGUGAUCAAAUCGGUCAAAGCGCAAGUAAAUCCGGUCUACAACUUACCAAAACCUAUGAAUUAUCAUUUUGUUGGUGGUUUGCAGAGAGAGAUAGAAAUUCUCAGAAGGGCUAUCGAGCUUCCGUUACAUCAACCCGAAGUUUUCGCCCACUUUGGCGUUUCUCCUCCACGAGGAAUUCUUUUGCAUGGACCUCCAGGGACAGGAAAAACGAUGCUUUUGAGAUGCAUAGCCAACGAGGCGAAUUCGCAUGUCUUGGCUAUAAAUGGGCCUUCCAUUGUAUCCAAAUAUCUGGGUGAAACGGAAGCAGCCCUACGGGAGAUAUUUAACGAAGCUCGCGAUUAUCAACCAUCGAUAGUUUUCAUUGAUGAAAUUGAUUCGCUGGCUCCCAGCCGCGCAAGCGACGAUUCUGGUGAGGUGGAGAGUAGAAUAGUUGCUACUUUACUAACGCUGAUGGAUGGCAUGGGCGGAACUGGCAAAGUAGUAGUUGUAGCGGCUACCAAUCGUCCAAACUCAGUCGAUGCAGCCUUGAGAAGACCCGGCCGAUUUGAUCAGGAAGUCGAAAUAGGCAUUCCAGACGUCGAGGCAAGAGCAGACAUUCUUUUGAAACAGUUUGCCAAAAUGUCCAUAGACCGCCACGAACUCGAUGAUGUAAUGAUUCGCGCUUUCGCGUCUAAGACUCAUGGUUAUGUCGGUGCCGAUCUGAUCGCCCUGUGUCGCGAGGCUGUCAUGAAAACGAUACAAAGAGGAAUGGCUAACGAAAUCGAGAGAGACGACUUGAGGGUGAUUUCCAAAGAUGUCGAGGAUGCUAUGGCUGAGAUUAGACCUAGUGCAAUGCGUGAGAUUUUCUUGGAGAUGCCCAAGGUCCACUGGUCUGACAUUGGGGGCCAAGAAGACUUGAAAUUGAAGAUGAAAGAAAUGAUCCAGUUACCACUUGAAGCAGCUAAAUCUUUUGAAAGACUAGGAGUUCGCGCUCCAAAGGGUGUCUUACUGUUUGGACCGCCGGGUUGUUCCAAGACGCUCAUCGCAAAAGCACUGGCAACAGAAUCGACGGUGAAUUUUCUUGCCGUCAAAGGUCCGGAAAUUUUUAACAAGUACGUGGGCGAAUCUGAAAGAGCAGUCCGUGAAGUCUUUCGUAAAGCGCGUGCUGCUGCUCCUAGCAUAAUUUUUUUUGAUGAAAUCGACGCUCUUUCGCCUGAUAGAGACGGUGGUGGAUCAACGUCCGCAGCAAGUCAUGUUCUCACGUCGCUGCUCAAUGAGAUAGAUGGUGUCGAAGAAUUGCAAGGCGUCGUUAUUGUUGCAGCUACUAAUAGACCGGAUGAAAUUGAUCCUGCUCUACUAAGACCGGGCAGACUAGACCGUCACGUUUACGUCGGUCCUCCAGAUUAUGAUGCAAGGCUUCAAAUAAUUCGCAAGAACACCAGCAAAUUUUCACUCGAAAACCACGAAGAACUAAUAACCGAGCUAGCCACAAAAACGGCGGGCUGUUCCGGUGCAGAGGUUGUUUUACUCUGCCAGGAAGCAGGUCUCGCCGCAAUUAUGGAGGAUACGGAGGCUACUAAAGUGGAUUGUCGCCAUUUCAACAAAGCAAUUAAGGAAAUUUCAAGAGGAAUAACUCCAGAAAUGCUGGCGUACUACGAUGAUUUCAAAGCCAAGAAUGGGGUCUCUGCUUGA